Zingiber officinale is the source of this 2366-nucleotide messenger RNA. RefSeq names its product transcription factor MYC2-like. The record is from RefSeq and is a predicted model, not a curated record. Gene Ontology annotation, cellular component: nucleus. Gene Ontology annotation, biological process: regulation of DNA-templated transcription. The coding region runs from base 90 to 2072 and encodes 660 amino acids. NCBI's taxonomy places the organism in Eukaryota, Viridiplantae, Streptophyta, Magnoliopsida, Zingiberales, Zingiberaceae. Gene Ontology annotation, molecular function: protein dimerization activity; DNA-binding transcription factor activity; transcription cis-regulatory region binding. The transcript has a single exon.
CGAGAGCUUCCGUGAAGGUGAGGCGGAGGCGGAGACCUCCCUUUGCGUCUUUUGCUUUCCAUCUUAAGGACUUCAACUCAGACGAGAUCAUGAACUUGUGGACAGACGACAGCGCCUCCGCCAUGGACGCCUUCAUGACUUCCGCCGACCUCCAGGGCUUCCCCUGGCUCCUUCCCUCCACUCCCCCGCCGCCCUCCACCCAGGACUCCCUCCAGCACCGCCUGCAGGCUCUUAUCGACGGGGCGCGCGAGCCCUGGACCUACGUCAUCUACUGGCAGUCCUCUGUCGACGACGCCUCCGGCGCCUCCUUGCUUGGCUGGGGCGACGGUUACUACAAGGGCUGCGAGGAGCACAAGCGGAAGCAACGAUCUGGGACCGCAUCCUUCUCCGCCGAGCAGGAUUACAGGAAGCGCGUCCUGCGCGAGCUCAACUCGCUCAUUUCCGGCGGCGGCGGGCCCUCCGGGACUGAUGAGGCCGUCGAUGAGGAAGUCACCGACACGGAGUGGUUCUUCCUUGUGUCCAUGACUCAGUCCUUCGUUAACGGCAGCGGGAUCCCUGGACAGGUCUUCUAUGCCGGUAACCCUUCCUGGAUUGCUGGCGCCGGCCGCCUUGCCGCGGCGACCUGCGAGCGAGCACGCCAGGCGCAGGCCUUGGGCCUCCAGACUAUGGUCUGUGUCCCUGUUGGCUCCGGCGUGCUUGAGCUCGGUUCCGCCGAUAUCAUCGCCCACAACACCGAGAUCAUGGGCCAGAUCCGCGCCCACUUCAACUUCAACUCUCCCGACGCCCCAUCCGUUUCUGCAGCAGGCGGCGCUUCGUCAUCCUGGUUGACACCACAAUCUGCAGCAGCUACCCCAGCCCCUGAACUGGGGGAGACCGAUCCGUCCGUGCUUUGGCUCACAGAUCCUGCAGCGAUCGAAAUGAAGGACUCCGUCUCUGCCACUGCCAACAUAUCAGUCACAAAAGCCCCAAUUCAAUUCGAAAACAACCCUAGCUCCACCAUGCUCACCCAGAACCCUAGCUCUUCGGUCCAGAUCCAGAAACAUCACCAACAGUUGCAGCACCAGAAUAAUCCGCAGAACCAUUCUUCUUUCUUCUCCAAAGACUUCAAUUUUUCAGAGUUAAACUCGAAUCCGUCCAUAGCUCCUCAGUCGUUCAAGCCGGAUUCCAGGGAAAUCCUCAAUUUUUCUGGUAGCAAGAACAGUUCCUCGCUCGCCCCAGUUGCAGUUGCAGGGGGCUUCUUGUCCCAUCCCCAAGCAGCUGCCGUCCCCGCUGCCGCGGUGGACAACAAGAAGAACAAGAAAUCAACCGGGGCGGUAUCCAGUGUUACCAACGACGAAGCCAUGCUUUCCUUCUCUUCGGCUCCAACUAGACCGCCCUCCAACGGCCAACUGUUGUCUUCCGGCUGUGGCGCGAUUCCGGACGGCCCGGAUUCCGAUCAGUCCGACCUCGACGCCUCGAUGCGGGAGGUGGAGAGCAGCCGAGUGGUGGAACCAGAGAAGCGACCAAAGAAGCGCGGGAGGAAGCCUGCCAACGGCCGUGAGGAACCUCUAAAUCACGUAGAAGCCGAACGGCAGCGCCGCGAGAAGCUCAACCAGAGAUUCUACGCUCUCCGCGCCGUAGUCCCCAACGUGUCCAAGAUGGACAAAGCCUCCCUCCUCGGCGACGCCGUCUCAUACAUCGAAGAACUCCGGUCAAAGAUCCAAGCUUUGGACCUCGAGAAGGAGGAGCUACAAGCACAAUCGGACGCCCUCAAGCAACAGCACGCAUCCGCCCCUGCUCGGCCAACUGGGUACAACCACAAGGCCAUGAAUGGCGCAAGUCGAUGCUUUGGGGUGGAGCUGGAAGUGAAGAUACUGGGAUUAGAGGCCAUGAUAAGAGUACAGUGCCAAAGAAGGAAUCACCCGGCCGCGACGCUGAUGGCUGCGCUGCAAGAGCUGAAUCUAGAAGUACACUACGCCAGUGUGUCCGUGGUGAAGGACCUCGUGAUCCAGCAGGCUACAGUCAAGAUGUCGAGCCAAGUGUACACACAGGAGCAGCUUAAUACUGCCCUCUACUCUCGAUUGACCUCAUAGUAACGGGGAAAAUUGCUAGAUUGCUUGAUUAGUUCGCCUUCUUGGUGGCAGGAAGAGUUUGUAGAUCAGGUAACAAUCAAUGUAGCUCAUUAUUUCUGCCGCGGUUCGUCCAUGAACUUGUGAAUACUCUUCACAAGAGAUGAAGCUGCUUUUGUAGAGAUUGUGUUGUAUGCGUACGGUUAGAAAUGUGAAUGGAAAAUGAGAGGUGGAAGAAUCAGAGGGGGAAGGAGUAGAUUUCAUUGUAAAUGGAUUUUAAUACCACAAUGAAAGUUUUAUGGCCUUAGUGUUGAUUUA